This is a messenger RNA of Melanotaenia boesemani (Boeseman's rainbowfish), 4957 nucleotides long. RefSeq names its product chloride channel, voltage-sensitive 1b (gene clcn1b). Gene Ontology annotation, molecular function: voltage-gated chloride channel activity. Gene Ontology annotation, cellular component: membrane. The transcript has 23 exons. Gene Ontology annotation, biological process: chloride transport; transmembrane transport. The coding region runs from base 3 to 2948 and encodes 981 amino acids. NCBI's taxonomy places the organism in Eukaryota, Metazoa, Chordata, Actinopteri, Atheriniformes, Melanotaeniidae. The record is from RefSeq and is a predicted model, not a curated record.
CAAUGGCUGCAGAUGCAUCGCAAAGGAAGGCUCUGAGAUAUCAGCAGACCCUGCUGUACGGAGAGUACAGAGAGCAACUGGGAAACUUUGCCCGACGGGAGGCUGCCCGUCUGCUGACAGAAAGACAAUGGAGAAGACAAGCAGGGGAAAACAGCCCAGACCACAGAGGCCACAGCCAGCGGCAUCUUCAUCAUCACCCUGUGACCUUGGAGUCACAUCAAAGCCAUGCCAAGCCUCGUCCCUACUCCAAAUGCCAAGACUGUUUGGCUCGUGUGCGGCGGUACAUAGUGACAAAGAUGGGGGAGGACUGGAUCUUUUUGGUUCUUCUGGGGCUGACUAUGGCUCUGGUCAGCUGGACUAUGGACUAUGCCAGUGCCAGGAGUUUGCAAGCCUACAAAUGGAUACAUGGAGAGCUUAAGGGCAAUGUGCCACUCCAGUACCUUGCCUGGGUAACAUAUCCAAUAAUCCUUGUCGUCUUUGCUUCUCUCUUCUGUCACCUGGUUUCUCCGCAGGCCAUUGGUUCUGGUAUCCCAGAGCUGAAAACCAUCUUGAGAGGUGUAGUCCUAAAGGAGUAUCUGACUCUCAAAGCCUUCAUAGCGAAAGUCAUUGGCUUGACUGCUGGUCUGGGCAGUGGGAUGCCAGUGGGCAAAGAGGGUCCAUUUGUUCACAUUGCUAGCAUCUGUGCUGCUGUGCUGAGCCGAUUCAUGUCCAUCUUCUCUGGAGUCUAUGAGAACCCUUAUGGUUACACAGAUAUACUGACUGUUGGCUGUGCCGUGGGGGUGGGAUGCUGUUUCGGCACUCCUCUAGGAGGGGUGCUGUUCAGUAUUGAGGUCACGUCUACCUACUUUGCUGUGAGGAAUUACUGGCGGGGAUACUUUGCAGCCACAUUCAGCGCUUUCAUAUUCAGGGUGCUCUCUGUCUGGAACAAGGAUGCUGUCACGAUCACAGCUCUAUUCAAAACUAACUUCCGGAUGGAUUUCCCUUUUGACCUGCAGGAGCUACCAGCGUUUGCAAUUAUAGGGAUCUCAUGUGGCUUCCUGGGAGCAUUCUUUGUUUACCUGAACAGACAGGUGGUUCUUUUCAUGAGAAGACCAACAGCUCUCACACGUUUUCUAACCAAGCAUCGUUUGAUCUAUCCAGGUGCAGUGACGCUGAUCAUCGCCACCUUUACAUUUCCUCCUGGGUUUGGACAGUUUAUGGCCGGAGAGCUGAUGCCCAGAGAGUGUAUCAACUCCCUUUUCGAUAAUUUCACCUGGACCAAAAUCUCAGGGUCCACUGCUCCUCCUGGCCUCGGGCGCUCCUCUGCAUGGCUUCAUCCUCAUGUCAGCGUCUUUGUCAUCCUCCUCCUCUUCUUUGUCAUGAAGUUCUGGAUGUCAGCAGUUUCCACCACAAUGCCCAUCCCCUCGGGGGCCUUUAUGCCAGUGUUUAUAUUAGGAGCUGCUUUCGGUCGCCUUGUUGGGGAGAUCAUGGCCACUCUUUUCCCAAAUGGGAUAUUGUUUGAUGGGAUAGUCUACCGCAUACUGCCGGGAGGUUACGCUGUCAUUGGUGCAGCAGCAAUGACAGGCGCCGUCACACAUACAGUUUCCACUGCAGUAAUCUGCUUUGAACUAACCGGUCAAAUCUCCCACAUCUUACCCAUGAUGGUGGCGGUCAUUCUAGCCAACAUGGUGGCCCAGGGUCUGCAGCCUUCUCUGUAUGACUCCAUCAUCCAGGUGAAGAAGUUGCCCUACCUGCCUGAGCUGGCCCUCGGGCACAUCAGUAAGUAUAACAUCUUUGUGGAGGACAUCAUGGUGCGCAAAGUGAAAUUCUUGUCUUCUCAAUCCACCUUUCGGGAAUUAAACCACCUGCUAGAGACAACAACCCUGAAAACCAUCCCGCUGGUCGACUCUAAAGAAUCAAUGAUUCUCCUUGGCUCCAUUGAGAGGACAGAGCUCCAGGCUGUCUUAGACUGGUGGCUCUCACCAGAAAGGCGAGUCUUUGAAAGGGGUCAGAGUUCACCAGGCCACAUCUCCAAAGUCAGUUGGGAGUCCUUCACCUUUGUAGACGAGGAGGGAGAAGAGGGCACAGACAAGACUGCAGCUCCUGUGCAAGAGGAAUGUAAUGGACCCAUCUCAUCCCCCAAGCCCCAGGAGCCCUCCACCAACCACACAGACUCAGACAAACGGAAGCUGCCAUCUGUCAGAAAGACCCUUCAGAGACUCUUCUCCUCCACAUCUUCAUCAGGCCAGACUGAAACUCAGGAAGCCUCCACUUCCACACCACCGCUGACUGACACCAUGUCCCCAGAGGAGAUUAAAGCCUGGGAAGAGGCAGAGCUGGACAAACCAAUCGAUAUGGAGCAGAUACGUAUAGAUCCCUCCCCAUUUCAGCUGGUUGAAAGAACAUCUUUGCACAAGACCCACACUCUGUUCUCCCUGCUGGGUCUCAGUCACGCCUAUGUCACCAGCAUUGGAAAGCUGGUGGGUGUUGUGGCACUGAAAGAGUUACAGAAAGCGAUAGAGGGCUCAACUCGCAGUGGGGUGAGGCUUCGUCCACCUCUGGCCAGCUUCAGAGAUGCCAGCAGAAAAACAAAGAAGCACCAGCCUCCAUCAUCUGCUGCUUCCUCACCCACGCGGGAUAGGGACCUGUGGGGGGAGGAGAGCAGAAGGGAGGGGGAGCUGGUAAGGAAGGAGUCCAGGGAAGAUUCCCGAGGGAAGAUGUCAUCUUUCAGAGGAGUUCCCGAGUCUGAUACAACUCCCUCCUCCGCCAGCAGUAUAAGUAGCACCAUCGGCUGCUCCACCACAGCAAGCAGAGCUGACGGUGCUGCUCAGGAGGCAGCUUCCCCCUCCACCUCCUCACCAAUGUCCCCUUCACUUCCUUCCUCCUCUGUGUCUCACACCAGUCCUGUCCUUACGUUGUCUUCACUGCAGGAGGACAGGGAGAGUGAGGAAUCAGAUGAGCCUAUAUAGGAGGACUGAGUCUGAAGAAAAAACUGGUCUUUUGUCUUUUGUCCAGAGACAGAGCUUCAGUGUUAGUGAAGAAGUUGGGCCUCCUGCAGCCCUCACAAACAUUCAGCUCUCAGCGUGCAGGACGAGCUGGUACAUGCUAUGCCUUUGAAACUUGUAGUACAGGGUAGUUUUUUCUACUCUCACAACAGUCUCACUUUUUCACUCUCAGGUGCCUUCCUGUGCUUUGUGAACUGCACAUAUUCAGUCCCACAUAUGACUGUUGUUCCAACUCCAUCCCUGUCUUGGAAAUAUUGAAUGUCACUGAUCACUGUAUUUAUCAAUAUUUAUUCAUUUUAUUAAGUACAGAUGGGAUACUGUCAACUGACAGCAAUGAUGUGUAUAACAAUUAAUUACUAUAUCCUUAAAGGCUUAAUUAAUUUGGCCUGAAGGUCAAAGAGAUCACUCAUUUAAAGUUUACUGAUUGAAGUUGAAUUUAAAUAAGAUUCUAUGCAUAUUUCCUCAUAGAAAAUAUUUCAAUCAUUAUCAGCAGUUUGUAAUUUUUAAAGAUAAUAAAAUUAAAACAGUCUAAUGAUGUAUUUGAAUUGUUUAAAGUUUGCUUAAUUUAUUAGCUUGAAAAAAAUUCUUACAUUACUCUUUUUGAAAAGUUAGUGUUAUCUUCUUGGGCACUGCAUUUUAGUACAGCUGGAAGGAACUUUUAAUUCUGUUUUAUGUUACUAUAAAUUAAUGCUUUACUGUAUUAUGGAGCAAAAUAUUGUACUUUUUACUCUUAUAUUCAGUAGUUGCUUGGUGGAUUGGAGGAUUGCACACCCUCACAGAAAUAAGAAAUACAGCAACAAAUAUUGGCCAUUUUACAUUUUACACUUACUGGAGCAUCUGUAGUGUAAAAGAUUCAUAUGCAGCCACAACAGCUUUUCACCUCCCCCUCAUGCUGGUCACCGAACAUUUUGUUGUGAGAUAGCUUUCAUACCUCAGCCAGGAGUUGUUGAAGGUUAACCAGUGUGGUGUGUUGGUCACACUGGCAUGUAUAGCUCAUCCAAGCUGACCCCACAAGGGUUUAAUUGGGUUUAGGUCUGGACUCAUAGCAGGCCAUUUCAGCCUCUCCUCUCCAAAAUUCUGGGGGUACUCUGUGGUGAUCCUGGCUCUGUGGGGGAGAGUGUUGUCAUCCUGGAGGAUGAAGUUAGGUCCCAGAAUCUGGAGAUAUGGGAUCACCGCUAGCUCCAAAAUAUCAUUUCUAUAUCAAUCAGGUACCAGUCAUAUAUAUGUGACUGGCAGCACUUAAAUCUCAAAAAGAGAGUGAAUACCAAGGGGACAAUAUGGCAGUGGAUUGUGGCACUUUUUGUGGGCUCUGCCACACAAUUAGCUGUGUUGAUCAUUUCAUAGAAGCACAAUCCUUUCAAGUUAUACCUCAUUGGAAAGAUGACCAAUCGGGCUUUUCAAUGAUGUAUAACACAACAUUGUUAUUUUUAAAGGAGAGAAAUAAUUGACCAAAUACAAAUGUCCUUACUUUUUGUCCUCAGUUUAUAUAAUAAAAAUGUACUUUUAAAAUAAGCAAAGUGCUACUUUGCAUGCUAAAUAUUUUAUGUUUUGAGUAUGUUUGGCUUGAGUAUUUUUAUAGAGGGAUCUUGGUACUUUUAAUACAUGUUCCAAACACAGAACAGAAUCAUUUAGUGGAGUUUUACAUUUCUAAGCCUUUCAAAAUUCUUUCUGUUUCUGCUGUUUGCAAAUUUUCCAAUAAAAAUAAAUAGAUAAACUUAAACAGAUGAGAUGAAAAUGUAUUUGACCAUUUAUUUAUUUAGGAUAAUGAUCCAUUAAUACAUGUAUGUGAGUUGUGAAGGUGUGUAAACCUCUGAUGUGCUGACAGUCACAGGAAUAGGAAGAAGCAAGGAAGAAGCCACUGCUCAACAAAAAGAAUAUUUCUGCUAUCACGAACAGAAGCAAGAAGUCUGUAAGAAAAAUGUUUCAUAGCUGGGUGAGACCAAAAUAGAAACUUUAGUUUAAACUAAAAAUGU